UGGUGAAUCUGAGUGGUUCUUUUACUUUUAUCAGAUUCCAAAUGAGAGUGUACAUUUUUCUUUGUUUGAUGUGCUGGGUAAGAUCUGACAAUAAAAGACCAUGCCUUGAAUUUUCUCAGCUAAAUGUAAAGGAUUCCUUCAAAGAUUUAUUUAAUCCCAGAAUAGAGAUAAUUCUGAUGGUGUAUACAAGGAACAACCUAAACUGUGCUGAGCCACUAUUUGAUCAAAAUAACUCACUUAAUAUUAAUUUCAACACACAAAAGAAAACAGUUUGGCUUAUUCAUGGAUACAGACCAAUGGGCUCCACUCCAUCGUGGCUUCGGAACUUUCUAAGGAUUUUGCUGAAUGAAGAAGAUGUGAACAUAAUUGUAGUAGACUGGAACCGGGGUGCUACAACUUUUAUUUACAAUAGAGCAGUUAAAAACACCAGAAAAGUUGCUGAGAAUUUGAGUAGGCACAUUAAAAAUCUUUUGAAGCAUGGAGCAUCUCUUGACAAUUUUCAUUUCAUAGGUGUGAGCUUAGGGGCUCAUAUUAGUGGAUUUGUUGGAAAGACAUUUCAUGGCCAACUCGGGAGAAUAACAGGUCUUGACCCUGCUGGCCCAAAAUUCUCUGGAAAACCGUCAUAUAGCAGAUUAGAUUACACUGAUGCAAAGUUUGUGGAUGUCAUCCAUUCUGAUUCCAAUGGUUUAGGUAUCAAAGAACCAUUGGGACAUAUAGAUUUUUACCCAAAUGGAGGAACAAAACAACCUGGCUGUCCUAAAUCAAUUUUUUCAGGAAUUGAAUAUAUUAAAUGUGACCACCAGAGAGCAGUUUACUUGUUCAUGGCAUCUUUGGAAACACACUGCAAUUUUAUUUCGUUUCCUUGUCAUUCAUACAAAGAUUACAAGACUAGCUUAUGUGUGGACUGUGACAGAUUUAACGAAAAAUCAUGUCCUUGGCUAGGUUAUCAAGCUGAGCUAUUAAAAGGAGUUUUGAAAGAAAGAAUGCAAGAAGGAACUCUUAGGACCACUGUGUUUUUGGAUACUAGUGGCAGAUAUCCAUUCUGUACCUAUUAUUUUGUUCUCAGUAUAAUUGUUCUGGAUGAAACUAUGAAGUAUGGCUAUAUUUCAUUUAAAUUAUUAAACCAGUUUGGAAUGACUGAAGAGCCAAAGCUCUACAAAAGGAACCAACCAUUUUAUAAACUCCAAGAAGUCAAGAUUCUUGCUCAAUUUCUAAAUGAUGUUGUAAAUAUUUCAAGCAUUGGUUUGACAUAUUUCCAAAGCUCAAAUCUGCAGUGUUCCACAUGCCAAUAUAGGAUCCGGAGUCUCAUGUUAAAAUCACUUACAUAUCCAGAAAGACCACCACUUUGCAGGUAUAAUAUUGCACUUAAAGAAAACGAGGAAGUAUUUCUUAAUCUAGACACAUGUAUACCAAAGAAAACAUAAAAUGCCUUCUUUCAUCAAAUGUACUUGUUUGUUAAUUAAUGGACUUGUAAAUAGAAACAGUGCAAUCAGUCUUUCUUUUAGAAGGCAUUGUUCAAUCAAAGAUUCAGAUAUUUCUAUUUCUUGAAUAAAUUUUUAAGAAUAAACAUAGAAAAUAAAAAAUGCAUAUAGUAAAGCAUUC
This is a messenger RNA of Microcebus murinus (gray mouse lemur), 1602 nucleotides long. It is a transcript of the gene LIPI, whose product is annotated as lipase I. NCBI's taxonomy places the organism in Eukaryota, Metazoa, Chordata, Mammalia, Primates, Cheirogaleidae. Gene Ontology annotation, molecular function: glycerophospholipase activity. The record is from RefSeq and is a predicted model, not a curated record. Gene Ontology annotation, biological process: lipid catabolic process.